Molecule: messenger RNA, 7807 nt
Organism: Porites evermanni
Lineage: Eukaryota; Metazoa; Cnidaria; Anthozoa; Scleractinia; Poritidae
Source: the annotation of a GenBank genome assembly
AUGGAUACAAAACCUACGGCACCAGAUAGAUAUAAGCAAUCGCGUUCUUACGGUAGGGGAGUAGAGCGUCGUUCUAGAGACUCGCGCGAAUACAAGUCGGAUGAUUCCAUGCGAAGGUCGAGGAAUGAUUCAAGGAAUAUCGAUUAUCGUGAUCGAAGGUGAGACUAUAUUCACUUUAAUUCAUUUUUGUAUUUAUAAGGCCGCUGAAUGGGAAAAUGAUAUUUUCAUUUAAGUUUCUUUCAUGAGACUUUAAGUUAAAUAACGACAGUAACUCAAAGUAGUGCAAGACUUACCGCCAUUUUAUAAGCAAAACAGUUUGAACUGCAAUCAGUCAAUGAAUUCGUCUCCAUAUCUACAGAGUAUCUUUCAUAACACAGGAUAUAUGAUGAAGAAAUCGUUUACUUUUAGUUAUUUGAACUACAAUAAUUAUUAUAUAAGAUCUUAUUAAAAAAAUCACAUUGUUCUUUGUUAAAUUUUGCACGCGGUGUGCGUCUUUGGAGGUCUAUGCGAAGCUUGCAAUGCAUUUGAAAUAUUAUUAAGCUUAAAUUUUGUCUGUGUUGCCAGGAAUAGAAAGCAAAUCCCAGAGGAUCAAUGCAUAUCACUUUUCCCCUCCGCCAAAAGCAAUUCCAAAGAAAAUGUAACACUUGACAAAACUCCUCAGAACAACAGGAGUAGAUGUGAAAGAAGAAAUCUUCCAUUCAAUCGUUCAACACAGCAUCCAAGUAAAAUGGACCCCGAUGAAGAAUUUCCUCCUCUUGGGGUCCCAAGGUAUGUACGUUAUAUAACUCUACUCUAUCCUUUAAUUUAAAGAGCUGCUUUCUUUCCUUGGUACAUAAUGAUUGUAUAUCAAAAUUAAUGAAAGAAGUUUUGGCCAAAUAACAUAUUCCUUGUUUGAUGGGCUAAGAGGAUUUGCCCCUGUGGCACUUGCAAAAACAGACAGUCGACAGUUCCUCUUGAAAUCAUACGUGAAGGUGUCAUCAUCAGUAAAACCAUCAAAUAAGGCAAAUUUACUGAUUCAUACUACAAUGGUUAUAUUUGAAUCAGAGUAUUCGAAAACGUCUUAGGGCCAGUUAUUUAAAAGGAGUUUAUCCCGUGUUUAACAAAACCAUGUUCUAAGCCAUUUUCAGUUUGCCCAACGGUUUUGUCUAAACACCAUUUGCGUGAACAAUUUUGAUAAAGCAUAGAGCAUAGACAGGAAAAGCACUUAUUUUCUUUCUUUUUUUUCUUUUCCUUAACUAAACCACGGCCUAAGUUAGACUUUGUUUAAAAAGAUAUACCCAUAANCCUGUGGCACUUGCAAAAACAGACAGUCGACAGUUCCUCUUGAAAUCAUACGUGAAGGUGUCAUCAUCAGUAAAACCAUCAAAUAAGGCAAAUUUACUGAUUCAUACUACAAUGGUUAUAUUUGAAUCAGAGUAUUCGAAAACGUCUUAGGGCCAGUUAUUUAAAAGGAGUUUAUCCCGUGUUUAACAAAACCAUGUUCUAAGCCAUUUUCAGUUUGCCCAACGGUUUUGUCUAAACACCAUUUGCGUGAACAAUUUUGAUAAAGCAUAGAGCGUAGACAGGAAAAGCACUUAUUUUCUUUCUUUUUUUUCUUUUCCUUAACUAAACCACGGCCUAAGUUAGACUUCGUUUAAAAAGAUAUACCCAUAAUGUCACAAUAGAACUAUACAAAAUUAUCAUAACUUAGUGAUUACAUGGAUUGUCUUCCAAAAAGAUGAUGCAGCCUAACCUCUCCUUACGGAUACCUUUUUAACACGGACACCUCUCUAUUAGUAUAGGUAAUAGCAUGAUUAGUAUUGAUAUUUGGCAUAAAUACCACGAGAGAUAUUUCAAAAUUGUUAUACGUAAUUUCACGAGCCGUUAGGCGAGUGAAAUUUGAAACAAUUUUGAAAUAUCACGAGUGGUAUUUAUGCCAAAUAUCACGUACAAAUCAUGCUAUUAUUUGUUUAUACUACUACCCGCAAAAGAUUUGUAAUUUUCACAUGUAGGUAUUUCAAAUUAAGCUGAAAUACUACUGCUCUAAGCCAAUCAAAUUGCAGUAAUUUCUCAUGUAGUAGUAUUAUGGACAGUAAUUACAUGUAUUUAGAUCAGUCUGGAGAAUUUGUAUGCAGGUUUCGGGUUAAAGGAUUAAGAGGAAGCUUUAGAGAGCCAAGAGCUCUGAAUGUAUAAAAUCCAGCAUGUCUGGCUUUUAAGGUUUGAGGAAAAAAAAAGAUUUCCUUGUGACGUGGGGCAAAGUAAGUAGUUCAGGGGCCACUUGGUACUGCUGGUAGUAGAACAUGCCGCAAUAGACCUUUUUACCGACAAGGUGGCCAUUUUGAAUUUAUUAGAUUUAAUGAGUGUUAUGGGAUGCCUAGGGGGCAUUAGCAUGAUCCGAUAUACUCGUUCAGUAUUUACACGCCCUUUAAGUUUUCCUAAAAAAAGAUUGUUGUGCUGUGUUUGGAUGUAAUGAUGCAGUGAAGUUCUCUUUUUGCCCAAAAAGCAAGCAUAAAGACUGAGUCAGAGCCCCUGUAUCAGUAAAAUGGUCUAUUAUGACUCCACCUUUUUGGUGUGUAUGAAUUUGUGAUAGUCUGAGAGUUUCUCUUAAAUAUUCUAGUUAACAACAUUCAUUUCUGAAUGUUAGUGUUUCUUUAAUUGCACAGUAUUACUCCAGAAACUACCAAGGACUGGGGAACUAUGGUUGAAGAGGAAGAAGCAAGGUCACAAAAAAUGCCAAAAACAUAUGGCAGGUAAGAUAGUUUAUACUAAUUCUCCUCUAAACCAUUAAUGCAAUAAGACCACCAUUAUGCAAGUGUUUUAUUGUUAGCUUUUAAAAUAAUGGUAAUUUAGCUGUAAUUUUCUUUACCAUAAAAAAAAUCAUGUACCUCUAUCAGUGCCAAGUGAUGAGAGCGAAGUGCAGGAGACAUGGUCAUAUGAUCUUGCCUUAUCAUAUUUUAUCCAUUUUCUCUAUUCCUUUUUCUUUUGUAGCUUAGUUUCUCAUACCUAUCCAUGCGUUCACCAUUACUCCACAUUUAUAAGACAAAUAAAUUGUCUGUUAUUCAGGCUAUUCUAGGUGUGCUUCUGACUGUUAGCAAACCUGGUCCUGAAUCAGGCAUACAUCAACCAAGUGUUCCUUGUAAGACUCGUGGGAAUGGUUGAGAACUGAUUCUCACUUUCACCAAGGCCACACAUUGGGCAAAGUGUCAGAUGUAACCAUUGUAUGAUCACCAAUAUUGUAAGCUUUCUGAUGGCACUGUGAUGAAAAGAUCAAGCAUUAAAGACUAGGGGUGUGGAAUGGUCAACAGAAAAUGAUGUGUCACAGAAAAUAUCAGACGAGUCUUGAGAUAUCGGCAUUUGAAAUUAGAGUCUCGGAAUCUCAGGCUCGCUACAAAUUGAACCGUUUCAAAGUGUGAAAAUUUAAAUUUUGGAAUCUUGAAAUUUGCACUUGAUCUUAACUUGCUUCCUGAAAGAUUCAUAUAUUCCCUUUGAGUUUAUCUUCAGUUUUUAGACAUUUUGUCCGUACCAUUAACUCUACAUUAAUUUUGUGGCACUUACAAAGCUGUGCUCUAAGGAAAAUUGAAGGGAGCCCAGUGCUCUAAAACUGUAAAAUCUAGGGUGCCCAGCAUAUGAUUUCUAUGAAAAAUCUCAGAUUUUCUUGUCGCCCGAGGGCAAAAGUUAGGUACCAGGGGCCACUGGGCUCUGCUAGAGCACAGCCCUGCACUUAUAAGAAUCGUAUUUGAUAAGAAGGCUCAAGUCUUGGUCUUGGUCUUGCAGUCUUGGGAAGUAUUGAAUUUACCAUUCUAUACCCCUAAAAUAAUGAGGUUAUGCUGCCUCACAAAAUGACCUUUAAAACUACAGGUGUUGAUUUGUACCUACUGUCAUUCCUACUGUAGGUAUAAAAGAAGAUUGAUACUUUCAGAAUCCCAGGACAAUAACACACUGAAACAUACUAAACCCGUCAUGGUGGAUGACCACAAACUCAUCCAAAGACAGAAACAGAUUGACAUUGGGAAGAAUACUUUAUCAUAUGGACGAUAUAUAGAAGCAGUGAAAAGGUAUUGAUUUGAUAACACACAGUUAACCAGCACCCUAAUUGAUACAUGGGCCUGGUGUUGAGAAUCAGCCAAGCUUUCAUAAUCAAUCAUCAAAAAUAUCAGAUUGACCCAGCUGAUCAACCAUUGAUUAUUACUAGAAGAAACUCUUUAUAAAAUUUCCAAAGUCAAAGUGAUAUAUUUUUCUUGAAGUUUUACUGUGGACCACUUUAAUUUAUUUAACCUAUUUGCCCCUGGAAAUUUUGUCAAAAUAUGCGCUUUGAAGCUGGUCCUGCAGUUUUAUGGUCACUGUUGUGCUUUAAAGAGCUAAAAAUAUUACCAGAAAGUCAUUUACAGGUCAUACACUUCACAGCCUUCUGAUUCAGAUGUAAAAUAUUAACUUGCAAAGUUUGGGUAUGUGCAGAAAGCAAAAUUUUGAGAUAGUUUUUGGGUUUUAAAGUUAAAAGUUGUAAAUUUUCAGGUCAAUGUUACAUGGUUUUUUGCCUUUUUCUCUGGUGUCCUUGACUGAAUUGAGCUCAUUCUGGUAUGAUUUGAAAGAUUUCUUCACUGCCCUGCACAAGUUAGUGGCAAAGAUGUCCUUGACCAUUAAAGCUGAUGACACCACAAUUGGUUGAAGGGACCUGGAUCCCCAUGGGUGGUAAUACGAGUGGCUGAUCAGGGGCAAAUGGGUUAAUCAAAAAAGUUAAAAAUCGCCUUUUGUGGGUUUUUUUCACCUGAUUUUCCUUGAAAUUACUAGCCUGUGUACAGACGUCCCCCCUCCCUCAGGAAAAAAAUCGGGAGAGGAGACGUCUGUGAAUCGCCGUCGUUAAUCAUGUUCCGGUAUACAUUUGCAUAAAUUAUUUUUUUGUUCUUUCGCUGACAGUUGAAAAGGCACAUGUAGGUCGAAAAAUAGCUCUGCAUGGCGUCUGUGCACAGGCUAGCCGAACAUCUUCACGCAAUGUCCACCCAAAAAUCCAGAUAUAAGAUCUCUGAUUACAGUGAAGCCAGGUCAAGCGUACCUCCUAAGAUCCUAUUUAUUAUUCGAAAGUUGAACUGUUGGUAGUUGUAGAUUUCAGAUUCAUCUCUGUGGGCAUUCUUGCAUGCGUAAUGAGCCGUGAAUUCACACGCGAUUCAGUUACGAAAUUUCUACCAGCCCAGUUUCCCUGAAUUUGAUGUAAAUGUCUUCUAAGACAUUUAAUCCAUUCAAAGAUUUUCAAUCUGACCAAAUGCAGAGAAGUUCUCUCAAAAUAUUCACUGCUCAUUCGGCAUAGCCUGAAAUUCAUCCGAUUGCUUCGAGUCGUUUUCUCCUCUCAACAACUGAGGGAGUAAUAACGACUCGAAGUAAUCAGAUGAAAUUCAGGCUACAUUCAGCAUAGAGGAAUGCCGAUUUAAAUUUGACACCAGUUACGGGAACGAUUAAAGGAUUCAUUUUUUCAAAUAAUCAAUUCAGUCAUAGAAUCUUUUUGGGGUAAGCUUGACCUGCCUUGGCUGUUAACGUUGGAUUUUGUAUGCCUUCUAUUUUAUUUACAAUACCGACCAGUACAGACAGAAGCAUCCGCAACCGGUGCAGCAAACAUCGGUGGUCUUAACUUUUCAUGCCUUUACGAGAAAGCCGAAAUACAAAUACCGGUAAACAAAUAUCCACAAAGGCUGAGCUUGUCCUCGGGGAAUCUAUUCUGAGGUUCAUUCACCAAUCACAACACCGGAAACUAUUUGCGUCAUGGCAUUAACAUUACAACCAAUCAGAGGCUGUCCCCAACAUUCUGGGGAAACGGGAACACGAUUAUCGUCGGCGAUUCACAGACGUCUCCUCUCCCGAUUUUUUUCCUGAGGGAGGGGGGACGUCUGUACACAGGCUAUGAAAUUACCAGAUUUGGUUGUUUUAUGCUGAAAAGUGGAUUUUUCUGAUAAAGCUUGGUACUUGCUUAAUCCAUUUACCCCAGAAAUUUAGCUGAAAAACACACUUUGAAACUAGUCGAGCUGUUCUCUGGUCACUGUUGUACUUUAAAAGAACUAAAAUAUUACCAUAAAGCCAUUUACAGGUCGUACACUUUGUGUUCUUCUGAACCGGAUGCAAAAUAUUAGCUUGGUUUGAAAGAUCUUUUCACUCCUUGUGUAGGGUUUGAUUACGUCUAUGACACAGGCUAUUAAAAGUCAGGCGCUGAUUGAGAAUUGUUUAUAUCAGAAAUCUGCUAACAAGCAGCCACUGUUUUGAGACUCAAAGAUCUGACUGCUUACAGUUUACUAAAACUUAUUAAUCCUACAGGGAUGACCGAACAAAAGAGGACCCCAAGACACCUGACAAGUUUCAAGUGUGCAGCACAAGGUCUUGGGUGGGUCAGAUCAAGGUUUGGCGUCGAAAACUUCAUGUCUGGGACCCACCUUCAGCUGAAGGACAGGAAGACUUGUUUUCUUUAUCAUCACAGAGGUAGUCAGUCACUACUCUAUAGCCAUCAGUUCUUAAACCAUGGCAUUUUAAUAACAUUACUUUGAAAGGUUUGAACCCAGGAGUCAUUUCAUAAGUUGAGUAUGAUUGUCUGGGUGAACGUAGUCUUGAAUAGGACUGUUGUUGUUGACAGUGCCUGACUUUUUGACAACCUGUGUGGUUAUCAUCCUCAGAGUCAUUAUGAGGUGUAUCACAUCAGUUAAUGGUAUUGAACUCUUGUUAUUGACCUGAUUAGUCAAUUAAGUCGUGAUGUUAUUGGUCAUCUGUCAGUUGAGCCGUGAUGUUAUUGGCUGUGAAGACUCGUAAUGUCAUUGGUGUGUUCAAAAACCAAAUGUCAGAUGGACGCCUGGUUGACCACUACCUAGGCUAGGCUGAUGGUGUUCAAAGCUGUGCUCUAAGGAAAAUAUGAAGGAGCCCAGUGCUCUGAAGCUGUAAAAUCUAAUGUCCCCAGCAUAUGAUCUAUAUGAACAAACUAUCAUUUUCCAGUCACCUGAGAACAAAAGUUGAGUUAUAGGGGCUACGGGGCUCUGUUAGAGCACAAAUCGUUGAUGGUGCAACUAAAGAAUUUCUGGUGGACAGUCAGCCGAUGUCAGAAAAAGGCUUUUCUGGCAAUGCUUUCCUUUUGUACCAUUAAGUUCACCAAUUCACAAAUAAUUGAUAUUAAUAGAAAUGUUCAGUUUGUGCUAUCACUAUAUUUUCUUUAAAAAAAACUCCCAGGCCAGUAUUAAUAUCAGUUCUUUUUCAAGGCCCUGGAAAACUCCUUAAAAAUUCUCCCUGGUUUAUAGAUAUUUUUGGAACACUCCAGGGAAUUUUAAUAUUCUUGAUUGUGGAGGCAUUGAAGAAAUUAAUUUGUUUAUUUGUGUAUUCAUUCAUAUAGUUUUUCAUUGGAAUUUAAGCUUCAUUUUAUUGACAGUUCUGAUUCCAGGAAUUUGCACAUCUGUACUCUUGAAAACUCCUAGAAUUUUUUUAUCUCCUUUUUAAUGUAUCAAUCCUAAAAAGACAAUUUUGGAAUACAAGUACAUUUUUCUUAGAUUUGCAUUUGAAUUAGCCUGCGCACAGACAAAACUAAACUCUGUUAACCAAAAAAAAAAGAGUUAAUUACUUUUGUCUGCUCACGGGCUACAUUUGAAUAGAGUUAUGAAUGGAAAUUACAGGUAUCUGAAGUUUGUUACUAUUUACUUGCUUUUGCAGUAGUCUCCAGUCUUUUGCAAAUGAAGUCAAGAUGGAAGUGGAUAGUAACUGUGAUGCUGAUGAUGACAUGAUGUCAACCUCAACUCCAAGCAGUGUUGAUGAUCUGUUCGGCGACUUUGACAUUGAUGCCUGUCUCGCAGAUGAUGGAUUACCUCUUUAG